Molecule: messenger RNA, 3959 nt
Organism: Chara braunii
Lineage: Eukaryota; Viridiplantae; Streptophyta; Charophyceae; Charales; Characeae
Source: the annotation of a GenBank genome assembly
GCUUAUAGGCAGGUAGUGUGAGGCGUCCUUGAGUGAAGUGAAGGGUAUUAUAAUAUAGUCAAGUUUGAAGGAAAGAAAGGGAUCUGUGACGAUGGCCAGCAUUCGAUCCUUGGGUGGGUGUUCCUCCCGCAGAAUGUACUGGCAGGUGGUGUGCCUCUCCUCGUGGCUUUUUCAAGUUCUUCUACUCACCGUGUCUCAAUGUGAGACCUUGGAGACUUCCGAGAAUGCCGGGAAUGCUGCGACCAAAAGCUUCUCUUUCCUUCAGGCAUCGUCUGAUGACAGUGCUCUUCCUGAGCCGCUGCCAAUGCUAUUGCGUUUCAUCGAAAACGCAACGCAACGCAAUGCUGUCUGUGCAGAUGCUACACCUGGUGGGUAUUACCUUCGCAACUACACUGGUAUUACAAAAUGGGUGAUUUUUUUGGAAGGAGACCCAAAUGUCGUGGAGGAGCAAUUUGUGGUGGGCAGGUGGAAGGAUGGGACUCCGAAAAGGUACGCAAUGUCGUCCACGGGCUGGGCACCGAAUUUAUCGGGCUAUCUGUUGGUGUCGCCGUAUGCCAGCGAGAACCCGACCUUCUACGGGUUCAAUCAUGUCUUGCUGAGGUAUUGCAGCGAAGACUUCUGGAUGGGCGAUGUUCCACCAUCGGAUGUAAAUGGGACUGGCACUAUGCGAGGAUUCCGGAUCUUGCAAGAAACUCUGGCAGAUAUCCGGGAUCUUGAACGGGCUACGGACAUUGUUUUUGCUGGUAACAGCGCUGGGGCAAUCGCGGUCAUGAAGCAUGCAAACUGGCUGCAUAAGUACCUGCGGAGCUCCCGCUUCAAGGCAGCGUCCAGCACUUCUCCCUCGCUGAAGAUCAUCCUAGACUCUCCGUUCAUCAUCGAGCACGGAGGCAUGCUCAAUGCUGCUGGAGACUCGAUUCGCCCCAUCAUCGAUAGUGACCCGGACUGUAGCUUGGUCGAUGGUAUACCAUGCUGCCUACUUCCGUACUGCAUGCUGGCAUCGAUCAAAAGGGAAACCAACAUGGGUGUGUUCUUAACUGCGAGCCUGUAUGAUGGUUACGUCUUGUUCCGCGCGACGAAUGUGGGCACGAAGACCGCUCAGCAGGUUGUCUCCAGCAAUCACAUUCGGCCGCUUGAUUACUAUUUGUUCAUGGCAGAUAUGGUUGGCUACAAAGAGUCCGUGAGGCAGACACUUCUGUUCAAUGCCAUCGCCAAUAAUCCUUUGAUAAGCUACUUCAUGCCGGCGUGCCUCCAUCACUCUCUUCUACCUCCGACGAAUGACUGGUUUGUCAGGCGGGAAGGGAUGGGAUUCCGAGAGGACGUCAAUCUGACUUCGUGGUCGAUCGUUUCAGUCAACGGUCGCACCCUUCGUGACGCGAUCACCAAAUGGUUCAACACGACAGAUCUCACGUCCAAGGCGGUUGCAGUCGCAGACACCUGUCUGGGUGCACUCUGCAAUCCAACUUGCCUGACGACCUACGAUGUCUCUGCCACCUCAUCUCAUAUGCUGGAUAGGCCGAUCUGUUUCGGCCUGCUCCUCCUCGUGUAUGCAUUCUUGCUCGCACCGGUCGUCCUGGAGCUCGUAAUCGUCGGUAGAUGGUGCAAGAUGCUGGUAACACAGCAGAAGGUCUUGAAGGUCAGGGCUGUGGAAAGGGCGGAGAGAGAGGCGCAAAGGGAUAGUGCGUGGAGGGAAGAGAAUGAUGCAUUGGCAAGCAAUGAGAUUGGCGGUGGCACAAAGAGGGAAGGAGAAAUCAGCAGUUUCGAAGACAGGCCGAUGCCAGGUGUGGGACGAGGAUCCUCGGCAUUAGAGCGUGACUUUGGGGUUGAUGCUUUGGAGGUGUCCCUGGAGGACCAAGUGUACAUCACUUUCCAUCAGCUGUCGUACUGGGUGGAUGGCGUUGCGCCGAAUGCGAAGAACGGAGUGAAACCCAAACAGAUUCUGAAGACGGUGUCGGGUGCCAUCAAACCGGGUGAAUUGACAGCCAUCAUGGGCCCUUCCGGCUGCGGCAAGACGACCUUGCUGGAACUGCUGAUGGGACGGCGACAGUCCGGGGUGCUCGGUGGGUCCAUCAUGGUGGACGGUGUCCCGUUCGAGGAUCAACGGGAGUGGAUGGAGGCGAAUGCUGCAUUCGUGAAGCAGGAGGACGUCGGCUUUGCCGAGCUCACCGUUCGAGAGAGCUUGACGUACAGCGCCAUGAUGAGGCUGCCACGAACCAUGGACGAUACGCAGAAGCUCAUCAGGGUCGAGCAAGUCAUCGCAGAGGUUGGGCUCAGCGAAUGUGCCGAUGUGAUCUAUGGCGGCGAGAGCGGCCCUCGUCUGAGUGGUGGUCAGCGGCGGCGGCUUUGCAUUGCCACCGAGUUGCUCACCCUCCCUGUCAUUAUAAUGCUGGAUGAGCCCACUUCUGGUCUGGAUGCCACCGCAGCCCUUGAUCUUACUCAGCUGCUGUUGAGGCUCGCUCAUACCGGGAGGACAGUCGGGAUGAUUGUGCACCAGCCAAGGAGGGAAAUGUUCGACAUGUUCGACAGGCUCAUCAUCAUGCUGGAUGGGCAGAUCAUGUUUUCUGGAAAAGCAAACUUGGCGGCUGAGUUCUUUAGCCAUGUGCUUAUGGAGGAGAGGGAGGAGAGUUGCGGCGUGAGCGGCAGCUCGUCGCCAAGCCUGGGGUCAUCAUCCACAUCCCCCUUGUUGAUCGGCGGCGGUUCAGCAUCACGGCACAAGCGCCCCGGUCUUUCCGAGAAAGGGGCUUACCUGGCAGCUGCUGCCGCGAACCCAGCAGAUCUCCUCAUAGACCUCCUGAAAUCGGAUGGCAGGCGCCUUAAAAGGUUUGCGACCAUGAAGUCGUUCCGCCACAUCCGACAACGAAAGCUGAGCAUGACCGCCUCUCCCAAGCACGACAAAGUCGGGACCGCGACCCCUCCAAGGUUCUUCCUGAGUCCACUGAUACUGGCCCAUAUUCCCGGGGCCCGGAGGCUAGCAGACAUAUACAACCCCGGUAAGAACUCUUGGAAGUCAUCAUGGUUCACGCGGCUCUGGGCUCUGGAAGCGAGGGUGUUCACUCGUGGGGUGUGGGGUUGGCAAUCGAUCCUCAUAUUCCUUGUGGCUGGGGUCAUCGGGGGUAUCAUCUGGAUGUCAGCUGACCGCGUCGCUGUCCUCUCCAUAGCCCUAACUGUGAUCAUUGCGAUGCCGCCCUAUGUGAACGCGGCGUACAUUGGCGAUCUCUUCUUCAAAGAGCUGCCCGUCUUCCGCUUGGAACAGGCUGCGGGCGCUUGCGACGUGUUCGACUUCAUUGCCCAUCAUCUCAUCCACAAUGGAUUCCUCUGGACCAUCGCUGGCGUGGUCUGGAUCACCCCCAUGUACCGUAUCCCCCCCAUCGCCUAUGAGAUGGAGCGGUUCAUGGUCUGCCUCGCCGUUUUCCUCACCAUGAUGCAGCUUUCCGCACGGAUUUUGAUGCUCGUUUCAACCGUAGUCAAGACGUUUGAGGCCGCCAUUCUGUACAAUGCCAUCUGGCAAGGCCUGAGUCUCGCCUUCGCUGGUAUUUUUGUACCCAUUGCAUACAUACCAAGCUUUUUCCGCUGGGCCAUUUACCUUUUCCCCAGUUAUCUCUGUUUCUCUACUGUCUGUAAAGUCAGCUUCACAGGCAGGGUCUGGCACUGCAAAAGCCAAUCGCCGUUGCAGUGCCUCUCCCGCACUGGCGAUGCAUGGCUCAGGUUCCUCAGUUUCGAAAGCAUCAGCUCGUGCACCCAUCUUGCAGCUCUCUUUACAUACCACUGGGGCCUGGUUUUCGUCUCCUUCUUCUUGCUCGCCGCGCCCUGGCGACAAAAGUAUCCGAAAAAACGGGCAGAGGACAUGAAUGUUGCAGAAAACACAGCGACAAUGAGAGAAUAACUGAAAGCUAGUUUCUUUUUCUUUUUCUUUUUUUGUUAAAUAACAGAACCUUUCGGUUCUGGCUCCUGCCAUUUCCCUU